This is a messenger RNA of Oncorhynchus masou masou (cherry salmon), 3502 nucleotides long. It is a transcript of the gene bri3, whose product is annotated as brain protein I3. The record is from RefSeq and is a predicted model, not a curated record. NCBI's taxonomy places the organism in Eukaryota, Metazoa, Chordata, Actinopteri, Salmoniformes, Salmonidae. The transcript has 3 exons. Bases 424 to 840 code for a protein of 138 amino acids.
GCAUCACAUGAUUUGAGUCUUGUGACAAUCCAGACAGAAAGGGAAAACGAGUUCCGAGUUUACAACAGUUUUUUAGUGUGCUCGAGAGUGAUUGGAGAGGUUCUUUUGACAAAAAAUGACAUAAUGAGGUGAUACGAUGGCGAUAUUUUAGACAUUUCCCUCUUUUUUAAAUAAGCAUCCUCCCUUUAGACUGAACAGUCCGCGAGUGUUUCGGGUGGUGCAGUCAGGGACAAAGUUGGCACAUGGAGAGAGGCGAUAACUUAAAUUUUUGCGCGUCGUGUUUUCUUAGUUUUUUUUACCCAUCCGUGCCUGCAAAAGUCGUAUGACUCGAGGCAACACCGACUAAGUAAAUCCAAUUUGUGUGGGAAGAAGAGGGCCAGCCAAGGCAAAGAAAGAGAACGAAAACUUGAGGACGCAACAGAUAUGGACAGCAAACCUCUUCUCCAAGACCGUCCUCCCGCUUAUGCUAACGUCGUCCCGGGGGCGUAUGAAUAUGGCCAGCAGCACAAUUAUGGAGCUAUCCCCGCCCCAACCCCUGCACCCCCGGGCUUUCAACAGCCGCCGCCAUAUCAGUACCCCACUGGCCCAGGGUUCCAAGAAGGCCCCAGUGCACAGAUGGGUCCAGCCAUAGCCCAGCAGCCCUACCCUGGCACAUACACCAUCAUCCAGCCCUCCGUGGUGGUGGUGGGGGGCUGCCCAGCCUGCAGAGUGGGCGUGCUGGAGGAUGACUUCACCUGCCUGGGGAUCAUGUGUGCCGUCUUCUUCUUCCCCCUGGGGAUCCUCUUCUGCCUGGCACUGCGCCAGAGGAGAUGCCCCAACUGUGGCGCCACCUUCGGGUAGAAGGACCAACCUGUAGCUCGUCCUCUCAGCCCAGCUGGAUCUUAUAACUUUGUUGUUUAGAAUUGUUACACACUGAGAAUGCCAGGUAUUUUCUAUACAACAAUUAAGUAGUCGCCACAAUGAACUUAAUUCUGAUAUGAUAGAGGUGCAUGUAAAAACCUACAUUUGUACAUGGUAGAAUAUACUUUGGUAGUAUUAUCUAGUGAAGAAGCCUGAUCUUUGUCCAUCUACUGCUGGUGCCUUUAUUACGCUAUAGAGCAGAAAGCAGGGGCCAUAUUCCACAAAGCGUAUCAGAAAAUAUCCUGGAUCCUGUUUCAAGACCAAAAAAUCUCCCAGCUCAGAGUAGGUUUUAUGAGGGUAAGUUACUGCUCAGACAGACUCUGAGCCAGGAGAAAAAUCACCUCAAAAGUUUCUCCGUUGGUAAUCACCACAGUUUGAGGUACCGCAAAAGAAGGAUAGUGAUGAUGCUCAUUGACAUUGUUGCAAAUGAUGAGGAAUAACCAAUCACGACGAGGCACUGAGACGGUACAGCACGCUUCAGACAACAUCUGCCUGACACGAUCGCUUUGUCCACUUGUAAUUUAGCCUAAUAUGUUGCUUUGCAUAUGUUUAGAAUAAUGUGAUGGGAAUAUUGCACUGAAUCAGUUUGACAGUUAAAAUAUGAACGUUAUGUCAGCACUCUUCUGUUCAACAAAUCUAAGGCAUCAAGUCACUUGUUGAUAAUGUUGCAUAAAGCUUUUCAAAAAGGUCUAGUUUUACCGAACACAAAGUUAAUAUAGGCUGUAGAUGUCCAACCCAUAGACACGGCUAGUUUUACCCAACACAAAGUUAAUAUAGGCUGUAGAUGCCCAACCCAUAGACACGGCUAGUUUUAACGUGAUAUUGCGCUCCAAAGGGAUAACUUUAAAUGACAUGUAGGUUCAUGGAAUAAUUGAAAGAGAACAGUGUGAUGGUUUAUUACCUAGUGGUUGUAAGUAUUUAGGCGCAGGCUGUCAUGUGAAUGAAGCCUUGUGAAAUCAUUGUCAAAAGUACAAGGUGUACAUUAUUAUGGGUUGAUCGUAUAGAAAUAUCAAACACUGUCAACUCCAAAGCAACUGCCUGUCUGGCGCAGGAAGCACUGCCUUUUUCUAUUACCAAGACACCUGUUGGUAACUCUCAGCUGGUUAGGACAGCUCAUGGGGUCUCCUAAAUAUCUCUUGGCGAGGUGGGGGACUGUUAUGACUAAAGAAGCUUCCUGCAUAGCUUUUAUUUUUACCCAUAAGCGUAGGAGGAAAAUGUCUCUGCACCAACGACCAAAUGUUUUACUCUGAGAUGCUUUGUGGAUACGGCCCCAAGGCGCAUAUUCAACAAGUGCAUCCGAGUAGGAGAUCUAGGAUCAGGUCCUCCCUGUCCAUAUAAACCUUGUGCAUUAUGAUUUAAAAGCCAAACUGAUCCUAGAGGCUCUUUGUGAUAGAGGCCCAGAAAGGGAUUGUGAUCAUUAUGUGGCUCAAGAUGUGGAUCAAUAACAAAUCAUUUACUUGAUAGAAUUCCUUUGUUUUGUCAUGUUCAAUCAAACGGAGGCACAAGUAGAUUUUGUGCUCAAUGUUAAAUUCCAAUUGCGCCACACCUGGGAAUUGUUCAGUUCUGCCACUCCUGAAGCGCCUUCUGUUUCAUGUUGUCACAUUUUAGGAUUAAUUAUAUCUUUUUUAAAGGAGACUCAUUACGUUGGGAGAUGGUUCGUCACUGUACAGGUAUAUGACUAUAAGGAAAUGACCCAUCGAGCGAGAGCCUCUUUAAAUAACCCUUUUGAACCUCUUGAGAAUGCUGCCCCCACUCAGUCUAGGCCAGUGUCGCAGAUAUCUUUUCCCAGCUCGACUGGCUGGGGAAGGGUUUUAAACGUAACACUGAGACAUCAGCUGUCCCAAACUGAGACGCAAAAUUUGUCAUUGAGCUGUUGUCUGUUCUGGUUUAUUUUUAUUCUGGGGCCAUGUCAUAUUUUCACAGGUAUGAUUCUGAUUGAUGGCUUUUAUAUAGGUCUGCAGACCUCAGCGCUUCUUAUUGGACAAGACCAGGUAGUCCCUCCCUGUUUCAGUCCAUUUUCUACCGUUUGCUGCCUAAUGAAUAGGGGUCUCUGUUCCAGUGUCCUUUAAUGUCACUAUAGCAUACCACUUAGAAUGCAUGCCCAAUAAAAAUGUACGUCCUAAGUAGUGUGGAAAUUUGGACAUAGGUUGAAGCGCCCUACACAGGCUCUGCAGGAGUUCACCCAGGUCCUACACAGGCUCUGCAGGAGUUCACCCAGGUCAAGUCGGGCACCACGUCUUUGACCUACAACCAAGCAGACUCAGCCAAGGGAGGGAGGAAAAGCAUGCAGACAGUUUUUUGCAUAAUACAAGCAGGUUGACGUGUAUAACCUCUGGAUAAUCUGUAGCCAUUUUAGUAUUCUUCUCCGUGACAACUCAGCCUCCUGCAAUCCUCCCAACAAUAGACAAUCAACUGAGAAUGUCUCUAUGUACCCAUACGUCUCUCCACCAGUAGUGUAUUGUCCAUGUCAUGUAAUAAAAUGGGGUCAUAUAUUGGGGGGUGUAUUUUACAUGGAUCUGCUUUGAAACACUACGCACGCCAUCAUGAUUGAGGUCCUUAUUUUUUCUAAAAGAGUUAUUGUAAAUAAAGAACCAUGAGUGCG